Dromiciops gliroides (monito del monte) is the source of this 1020-nucleotide messenger RNA. RefSeq names its product leukotriene B4 receptor 1-like. Gene Ontology annotation, cellular component: membrane. Gene Ontology annotation, molecular function: G protein-coupled receptor activity. The coding region runs from base 1 to 1020 and encodes 339 amino acids. The transcript has a single exon. The record is from RefSeq and is a predicted model, not a curated record. Gene Ontology annotation, biological process: G protein-coupled receptor signaling pathway; immune response. NCBI's taxonomy places the organism in Eukaryota, Metazoa, Chordata, Mammalia, Microbiotheria, Microbiotheriidae.
AUGGAUUCUGAGCAGUCUAGCGGAGAGCCCAUCUCCCCAGUGGCCUUGAAUGUAGUCCGCCAGGUCGCCUGCGCCCUCCUAGCCUUGGCCUUCGCCUUGGGCGUCCCGGGCAACUUGACGGUGGUGUGGACAGUGUGUCGGAUGAAAACUCCCCGGCCCACGGUGCUGCUGAUUCUCAACCUGGCGGCCGCCGACCUGCUGACGCUCCUGACCGUGCCCUUCUGGAUCUACGUGCUGGCCGACGUGUGGAGCCCGGAGCCCUUGGUGUGCCGGAGCCUGAUGUGGCUGGUGAACGGGUCCAUGUUCUCCAGUGUCCUGCUCAUCACCCUGCUGAGCGCCGAGCGCCUGGUGGCCGUGGUCCGGCCCUUCCACCUGCAGCGCUGGUGGCGCCGGGCCGGGGCGCACAAGGUGCUGCUGCUGCUGUGGCUCGCCGCCUUAGCCCUGGCCGUGCCCGCCAUGCUCACCGUGGACCCCAGCCACUGCCUGCAGCGCGAGUUCUCGUCCGGCCGGCAGCAGGUGACGCUGCUGCUGCUGGAGACCCUGGCGGGCUUCGUGGGACCCUUCGCCGUCAUCGCCGUCUGUUCGGCCUGCGUCCGGCGCCAUCUGCGCAGGCUGCAUCACCCGGGCAGGCGCCGGGCCGGCCGCAUCGUCACCGCCGUGGUGGUGGCCUUCGCCGUCUGCUGGCUGCCCUACCACCUAGCCAACGCGGCAGCUGUGGCCGCCGAGCUGCUGGGGGACCCGUCGGGAGAGCCGCUCGCCUGGCUGAAGGAUGCGGCCGACGUGGGGCACAGCAUCUCGGCGCCGCUGGUUUUCUUGGGCAGCUGCGUCAAUCCCCUGCUGUACGCUUUCGCCGCCCGUCGGAUCGUCCAGGAGGGGGGCUUGGCUGGCCUUUUCGCCCGAAUGGUGCCCAGCGUCCCCAGCGUCCCCAACGAUGGAGCCCAUCAAGAGGCCAACCAGAGUUUAGGGGACAGCGCCUCUGAUCAAGCUUUGGGCUUGAACAGUCGGGACUCAGGCUUCUAA